Molecule: messenger RNA, 2740 nt
Organism: Linepithema humile (Argentine ant)
Lineage: Eukaryota; Metazoa; Arthropoda; Insecta; Hymenoptera; Formicidae
Gene: Pdk
Product: pyruvate dehydrogenase kinase
Biological process (GO): protein phosphorylation; regulation of glucose metabolic process
Cellular component (GO): mitochondrion
Molecular function (GO): pyruvate dehydrogenase (acetyl-transferring) kinase activity
Source: RefSeq, a predicted model, not a curated record
UCUGCAUAUACUGCACCGCGUUUCGACGAGUUCUCAGCACUCGUUGACGCGAUUCUGCCGUGCUCGACGUCUGGCGUUGUUUUAUUCUCGUGGCUAGUGUUAGCUAGUCUGCUACUACGCGGGAUUACUACUUUCCUAUUACACGAUCGCGACAGAAACAGCUACUCUGGAGGGCGGGUUUCCUCUUCGUUUUUACGUCGUGCAGCCGGGACCGGAUUCGAUCGAGUUUAAUGUGUAACAAUAACACGCUUGGAGAUGAGGGUAACACGGAGCUGUUUGGGCAACAUCACCAAGAUGUUGGACUUUUAUUCGCAAUUCAAUCCCUCGCCGCUUUCGAUAAAACAGUUCAUCGAUUUCGGUCUAAGCGCUUGCGAAAGGAAAUCCUUUAUAUUCCUGAGGAAAGAACUGCCAGUACGUCUCGCCAACAUUAUGAAAGAGAUCCAUUUGCUACCGGAUAAUCUAUUGAAGAUGCCUAGUGUGGGUAUUGUGAAUAAUUUGUAUGUCACUUCUUUCGACGAAAUAAUACAAUUCGAGAAAUCGGAUGUCAACGACACCACUUUAGACAAAUUCUGUCAAGCUCUGAUAAAAAUCCGAAAUAGGCACACCGAUGUCGUCCAGACCAUGGCACAGGGCGUCUUGGAGCUGAAGGAGUCUUACGACGUGGACAAUCAGACUGAGAACAGCAUUCAGUAUUUUCUGGACAGAUUUCUCAUGUCUCGUAUUUCCAUUCGUAUGCUGAUCAAUCAGCACACGCUUCUUUUUGGUGGGCAAUUAAACGGGCACAGUAGACAUGUGGGAUGUAUAGAUCCGUCCUGUGACGUGAUCGGCGUUAUUAAAGAUGCUUACGAGAACGCACGUUUUCUGUGCGAUCAAUAUUAUUUGGCUAGCCCGGAAUUGGUAGUCAAACAACAUAAUGAAUUUGAACGAAGCAGUGAAAUUAGAAUCAUUUAUGUGCCGAGCCAUUUGUAUCAUAUGCUAUUCGAGCUCUUCAAGAACAGUAUGAGAGCUGUGAUGGAACAUCACGGAUCAGAUUCGGAUAAUUGUCCGCCGCUCGAAGUUUUGCUUGUGCGCGGCAAAGAGGACAUCUGUGUGAAGAUAUCUGAUAGAGGCGGCGGAAUUCCUCGUUCACAAAUGGACCAUUUAUUCAAGUAUAUGUAUAGUACCGCUCCACAGCCGAGCAAAUCGGACAAUGCUCAUACGGUACCGCUUGCAGGAUAUGGAUACGGUCUGCCAUUGUCUCGGCUAUAUGCUAGGUAUCUGCACGGUGAUAUCGUGCUGCUUAGCUGUGAGGGAUACGGUACAGACGCCAUUAUUUAUCUGAAGGCGUUAUCCACUGAGGCGAACGAGCUAUUACCAAUAUUUAAUAAAACUUCGUCGAAAUUCUACCGUACGCCAAUACCUACGACGGAUUGGAGUAGUCAGUGUGGCGGUGGAAUGGCGACGAGGCAACUUAGUAUGAGUCAUGCUCAAGGCCACAGGCUUCCACAUGGAAUGGAAAUCACUCAUUUAUAGCAAUCGAUACGGAUCAGGAAAUGUUUGGGGAACUCAGAAAAAUCUUCUGACUGCGCGCAAAGGAUGCUUUAAUAAUGGAUAAUAAUUAACGGGAAAAUUAGAUCUGUAUUCAAAUUAAGGAUAAAUAUUGCAGAAAUAUUCUUUAAGUAUGAGAAACAAUUAGGACUAUUAGGAGGAUGAAACGUUACAUUGGCCAAAAAUAUAAUAAUGAUAAUCUUCCUUGUGCCGUAACUGCACUACAUAUCAAAUUAAUUACACAGAUUUGAGACAUCUGUUUUUUAAUGUUUGGUGUGUUUUCUAUGGCACAAGCGUAGAACAUCAAAAUCAAACUAUCUACUACGUGUUUAUAGUGAAAAGAUUUAACAGAGUUUUACAAUAUAAAUUUAAAAAGAAAAAGAAAAGUUUUCAAAUCUAAAAAAAAUUAAUAACAAUUUGUUUUAUAAUGAAUUUGUUUUAUAAUGAAGCUUUGCGUUUGAAUAAUUGUAAUGUUAAAUUUUAUAUGGUCAAAUGUAUUUCGUCUUCUCGUUAGUUAUAUUGCAAAUCACAUCAGCAUUUUUAAUUCAGAAAGCAUUUUCUGUUGCAUUGUGUUGCAUUACUAGGCAACAUGUAGCUCGUAAUGUCCGAUGAUUCAUCCUAGACCACGUUAUGAAUUUCAUUUGUAAAAAAGUUAUCUAACGUAUUUAUAAAUCAAUAAUACAAAAGCAUUGUAAAUAUAUUUUUAAGAAAUUUUAAAUAAUGCAUUUUUUGUUCUUUUUUUCUAUUUAUCUUAUAAUUUUUUAGAAGAUAUUUAAUUGGAUAUAUAUCUUAAAACGUAGUCUAGGAAAGGCAGACAUCCACUUCCGAUCGAUUGUUUGAGGCACAUAACAAACUGCAGACUGUGAUGUAAAAUUUUGAUUUAGCCGUUAGACAACUUACACCUGUUAGCAUAUGCGUCUACAAGACGCGUGUCGCGUUUGUAGUAAGCAAGUUAUAAUUUCGCAGCAAUGUAUAUGCCGGUUGGUUUCGAGCGAUCGAAACUCUCCAUCUCCUGCAAAAUAUUUUAUACUGUAUAAAAACAAUUUAUAAAGUCGACCGGUUGAAUACGAUGCACUUUUUAAUUACAUUUUCUACGAGCAGAUUGUCUUUAUACGGGUCAGAGAUGUUUUUUCACGAAGAAAAUUUUUGGUACGGAUCUUACGUGUUUGGAGGUAUCUGUACACGCAUUUCAAUAUACAUAUUUGUACAUCUA